Messenger RNA from Microsporum canis CBS 113480, 222 nucleotides. RefSeq names its product NADH:ubiquinone oxidoreductase 6.6kD subunit. NCBI's taxonomy places the organism in Eukaryota, Fungi, Ascomycota, Eurotiomycetes, Onygenales, Arthrodermataceae. The transcript has 4 exons. Gene Ontology annotation, cellular component: mitochondrion. The record is from RefSeq and is a predicted model, not a curated record. Bases 1 to 222 code for a protein of 73 amino acids.
AUGGCCGGCCCGUCGAAUAUUCAUCUUGACCCUGCGCUGCAGAAGUACUAUGACACGCACAAGAACCGCUACAAGUAUUUCAGGUGGACGCCUCGCACCGCCUGGAUCUCCUUCUGCUACAUGGCCGUCGUUCCCGGGAUCAUAGGCUAUAUUGCAUACAAGACAGACGGUAAAUAUGACUUCAGAGGGAAACGAAGAGGCGACACAAUAGCGGAAUGGUGA